This is a messenger RNA of Pyricularia oryzae 70-15, 1023 nucleotides long. RefSeq lists its product as uncharacterized. The record is from RefSeq and is a predicted model, not a curated record. Bases 342 to 845 code for a protein of 167 amino acids. NCBI's taxonomy places the organism in Eukaryota, Fungi, Ascomycota, Sordariomycetes, Magnaporthales, Pyriculariaceae. The transcript has 2 exons.
CUUCGGCUUCGCAACAAAUGCGAGUCCAAGACUGAUUUGACCAUCGAUCAUCUGGAGGGGACCCGCCUGCUGUAGUACAAAUAUGUCUGAUGCGCCUUUGCCUGUAGAAAUGUACGCAGCUUGGUGACACGAGAAUAGGAAGAAAUAAAAAUACCUACCACCCUACCAAGGACCGCGAUUGGGGGCGCUUUCAACCUCGAAAUAGUUCGCCUGCAACCCCACCAUCAUCUGACCACACCAAACCGCCUGUGGUGUUGAUCUAGGGGGCUUCGUUUUCAGGGUCCAGGACUCAGGUACCAGCUCUAGUCAUUCAACUCCAGCACCAAAGUACGUUGACCAAAAUGGCGACUGCAACAAACGGAAUCCCAGUCCUGUGUACUGGCCAAUCCGAACGCGUCGGCCAGCCAGUGGCCACGGCGCUGUUGCCCGAGUUGUCAGUCGUCCAUUUCACACUGGUCGAGCACGUCGACAAGGAGAUGCCCCUGCUGCUCAAGGGCGAGCGACCAAGCCCCCUCAACAACUCGGUCGUGACCCCGGGCAAGUGGGAGCCCGGGUCGAACCCUCCCGCCGCGGUGUUGCUGGGAGGGGCCUACACGGACGAGAUGGUGCGAGCCCUGCGCGCGUCGGCGGGGUACGGCCCGGACGACGACGGGGCGGCAACGACGGCCUCGUCGCCGGCGGGGAGAAAGAUCCCCUGGAUCAAGAUCGACAGCGCAAAGUCGACCCUGGGUCCCCGAGACCCUGGGUACCCGGCUGAUGUGGUGCGGCGCCUCAAGGGGGCCGUCUUGAAGCUCCAGGCGGAGGGUAAGCUGGAUGGCGUGCACGGGGGGCUGUAUGCUGUCUGAAUGGGAUUGCACAAGGUUGCAGGUGCGCAGCAGGUAUGAUCUGAGUAGUGGCCCAGGGAAAGAAGGAAAGAAAGACACGACAUGAAACCAAAGUACAGUCGGUGUUGAGCACCUAGCAAGUACCAGCCUUGCCGAGUAAUGAAAAACAACAAUGAAUACAGAAGAAAUUGGUAGCGCA